Pteropus alecto (black flying fox) is the source of this 4606-nucleotide messenger RNA. It is a transcript of the gene RAB43, whose product is annotated as RAB43, member RAS oncogene family. The coding region runs from base 56 to 694 and encodes 212 amino acids. NCBI's taxonomy places the organism in Eukaryota, Metazoa, Chordata, Mammalia, Chiroptera, Pteropodidae. The record is from RefSeq and is a predicted model, not a curated record. Gene Ontology annotation, molecular function: GTP binding; GTPase activity. The transcript has 3 exons. Gene Ontology annotation, biological process: protein secretion; regulation of exocytosis.
UGAGCCCAGGCCGCCCUCAACGUCCCGUGCGGCGGCCCGUGGCUGCCGCGCUGCCAUGGCUGGGCCGGGCCCGGGCCCCGGGGACCCAGACGAGCAGUAUGAUUUUCUGUUCAAGCUGGUGCUGGUGGGCGACGCGAGCGUGGGCAAGACGUGCGUGGUGCAGCGCUUCAAGACCGGCGCCUUCUCUGAGCGCCAAAGCAGCACCAUCGGCGUCGACUUCACCAUGAAGACGCUGGAGAUCCAGGGCAAGCGGGUCAAGCUGCAGAUCUGGGACACAGCCGGCCAGGAGCGAUUCCGCACCAUCACCCAGAGCUACUACCGCAGUGCCAACGGGGCCAUCCUUGCUUAUGACAUCACCAAGAGGAGCUCCUUCCUGUCAGUCCCUCACUGGAUCGAGGAUGUGAGGAAGUAUGCAGGCUCCAACAUUGUGCAGCUGCUGAUCGGGAACAAGUCAGACCUUGGCGAGCUCCGGGAGGUCCCUCUGGCUGAGGCACAGAGCCUGGCAGAGCACUAUGACAUCCUGUGUGCUAUUGAGACGUCUGCCAAGGACUCGAACAACGUGGAGGAGGCCUUCAUAAGGGUGGCCACGGAGCUGGUCAUGAGGCACGGGGGCCCUCUGCUCAGUGAGAAGAGCACCGACCACAUCCAGCUGGAUAGCAAGGACAUUGGAGAAAGCUGGGGCUGCGGGUGCUGACCGGCAUGCAGGGCUGGCAGGCAGGGGCCUCCCCACUUGCUUUCUCUCUGGCCUGCCAAGCCCAGCACUCAAAAGCUGGACCUCCAGGGUACCAGCAAUUCUAGAGCAACUGGAUAAAGUUCUAGAAUUAUCCAUCCCAUGGCCUGAAUGCUUGAUCAGAAAGCUACCCCAAGGAAGGAAGAAGCGGGAUUCCUCCUGCAGGAGGCCUGUUGGCACAGGGUAGGUUAUGGGGCCCAUCCUGUCAGUCAACGGCUAUUCCUCCACGCUCUUUACAUACCAGGGCUAGCCCAAGCCUGCCAGUGUGGACUUGCCAGUGUGGACCACAGUGGGAGAGGGGUCAGGAAUGUGCCUCCCCUGCUCCACAAGUACUAAUUCUGUCCAUUUCACACCUUGUAUCUGCUGUAGCUAUGGCAGCAGGUUGCUGCUUUCCAGGGAAGUGGCUGGUGCCCAAGGUUGUCCCAGGUCAUUCCAGGGCCUCCUUAUUUAGCUGCAGAGAGCAAGAGCAACCAACCCAACAGACUAAGACUGGUUCCUGAGCACAACCCUAGGGAUCCCUUAAAUCCAGGUGAGGAACCUCUCUUCACUGCCAGCUCUAAGCUCACAGACAGCAUUGGGCCCAGCUCACUAGCUUAGCAAGACCUCUUAAGUUUUCUGGUUUUCCACGUAGCUUUUUGUUUUCUUCUAUACAAAUGUGGGGUCAUGGCCCACAGCCAAGCGGGGAGUGUCUGCUGUCUUGGGGCCCAAAGUUUUGCCGUUCAGAUUGUAAAACCAGCUAAUUCUUCAGUACCAGCUCUCAGAAGCCUGGGGAUAGGGGGAAUGAGAUAGGAACAUGGACAUUUAAGGGAAAAGUAAAAGCCUACAUCUUUGAGGCUCAGGUCUAGGAAGUCCCUCAGUACACCCAGUAUUACCCCAUGUGCAGAAAUCUUUCCUGCCAUGUUCAGUGUCAGCUCGCUCAUUGCUCCCACUCUAGCUUAUAGUUUCCCAAACAAAAAAGGCAAGGCCAUGGAAAUCCUGGGUCUGCCCAUUUCACUCCCCUAGGCCCACCUGCCCUCAACAGCCUCAGUGUGCACUGAGUGCUGAGGUUAGAAGGCAGGUUGAGGCUGAGAUCACUGGGGGCCUUGGAAGCAGCACCAGUCUCUGUGGAGUGGCUCAGAGGAUCAUAGGGGUUGGACCAGGGUAAGCCAGUGUUCUUCCCAAGCCAAUCCCAGUCUCUCCAUUCAGCCCAGUCCAGCCCCAGAGUGGAGGCCUGGGAAAUAAAUUGUUCUCAGAGCCAUGUACUAGGUCACAUCAUGGGGAGGCAGCUCAGGGCUCAGUACCAGUCCUCAAAAUGGGCUGCAGGCCUCCCACUCAGACUCCCCUUGCCUUCCGUUCUAAGUACUUCGGUCUGCACUGCCCCCUCUCCCAGGCAGACUGGGCUGCAGAGCAAGGAGCCCAGACUUUUUGCAGCAGCCCCACAACAGUCUGGGGAGGCAGGGAUGGGCAUGGACAGCUGAGACCAAGACACACAGGGUUGGUGGCUCCCUUUCAGGCUGGGAGGCAGCCAUGAAACAGCUGAGCCUGGUUCUGGAGAGGAAGGAUGUUGGCCUGGUUGGGCCAGAAGCUGCUGAGCAGGGGUCUGCACUGAGGGAAAUCAACCCACUGUUGGCUGGGGUAGGAUGGGAGCUGGGAGCAAGACUGCCUGGUUCCCUUCCUCAGCAGCCUUGCUGAUGGGACAGUCCCAGUUGCUGGGAGGGAAAGUUGGCAUCUGCUUGACCCCUUUGUUGCAAUGCCUGCACUCCACCUGCAGAAUGGAGAGUGCCUGUCAUUGAGGAGUUUGCAAAAGGGGGUUCCAUUCAGGCCUAGGGCAAAGGUCCUCCAGCCCUAUGAUCUCUCUGCUAGGGGCUGAUAUUUGGGCAGAGCUAGUUGUUCAACCCAAGGCCCCAGCUGUAAAAUAAAUCUUAUGAAGCCCUACCUUGCAGAGACCUGCUGCUUUGGGAGGUGGAGGGACAUACAAGGAGUUUUGGAACAGAGGCUUGGGCCUGCACCCCUGUGAUUGACUUGCAGCCCCAGUUCUGGCCAGGUACCGACCCUGCUCAUAGCUACCUGCUGCCCCUCUCUACUGGGGAUGGUCCUCAGCUGUCUCAUAAGGCUUGGGAAAAGAGGGAGGCACUUUUACCCUCUUUUCACAUGGAAGCCUUGGGCUGCCAUGAGGAUCCAGGGUAGGUACAGAAACAGGUAGCUGGCUGGGGCCGGAUUCAUUUGUCACCUUGGAAUAUGAGCCAUCCCCCUUUUUCUCCCACCCUAGGGCAGGAGACCUGAAACCCUUGCAAAGGCUUGGCUUAGAAGGGGGAAGUAAUAAUUGGCCCAGCCUGGGACCAGAGGAGGUUUCUUCUCACUAGUGACCCUUUACCCAUAAACCAAGGAAACAACACUUCGCUUCCUACCCUUUCAGAAUCCCAAGAUGUCUGAAACACUGGGCGGAGUGGAUCUCCAGCCACCCCAUCCUCCAUGCAUGGGAGCAGAGGUUUAGCCUAGAAAUUGGGGGUUACCUUGGGCUUCUUACUUUCUCCCUACACCCUAAGUGUUGGGAUCCCACUUCCACAGUGUGCUGCCUAUCCUCUCACUUGGACAUCUCAUUGACCUUGGCCCCUGGGCUUCUGGCAUCCACUGCCCCAAGCCAUCUUCCUGCUGCUGUCAAAGUGACAGUUGUCAAAGGUUACUCCUGGUUGGGUCCCUCCCCGCCCCCAACAUCUUCCAAGUGUCUUAAGGCACUGGAAAUGCUGUCCACAUUCAACCCAGAUGUCCAAGGCCUUCACAGCUCUGCCCUGGCUUUUCUCCAGCACCUGUUUGUCCCCCAGGAGCAUCGGCUGUUCAGGCUGACUCCUUCCCGCCCUCCCCCAUUUACUGACUCUGCUUCUUUAUUCAUGUUAUUUAUAAUCCCACAAAUGACCCAUCUGGACACCCCCUGAGAACUGGCCCCACCCCAAGCUAGUCUUUUGCUCAUAAUAUUCUCUAGCAAGAAUGAGUUUCCCCACCCCUUGGCCUGCAAGGUUCCCCAACCCCCCACUCCCACUUUCCAGUCUGUUUCCGACAGGCGCUAAAGGAAAUGUUUCCCUGGCCCGUGUGUGGUACUGACUGCAUGCCGCGUGGGGUGACUGCUCUGCAGUGCCCCAUCAGGCCUGGGCCUCGCUGCCUCUCUGGGCCUUCGUCCUGUGUCAAAUGGGGUAAGAGAAAAUGGGGAAGUGGGAAGUUAUGUGAGACAGGAAACAAGACUUGCCUCUCCUCUCUCAGCCCAGGGCCUCUGGGGCAGGAGAAGUUUAUUUUCUUUGUUUAUAAAUUACCUAAAAACAGGCAGGAGCUGGUGGGGCCGGGGACCAGGGUAUGGAAGGAGAGGGAGGAGAAGGGGAGCCAGGAAGUGUCUCGGCAGCCUAGGCCUGAAGGAGGGCAGUCUGUGGUGUGUGGGGGGCUGGUGUGAAAUGGGCAGAAUAAGAGGGAAGUUGGUGUUUUAUACUCACGAAAGGAUGAGUAGAGUGGGCAGGGGAUACAAAUCCUGACUCCUAAGGCAGGGAGGUAGGUCCCUGUCCUCCCAGAAGGGGGAUUUUGAUCCCAAAGACACAGGCCCCAGCAGACUUGGAGCUGGAGGAAGCUCCUAAUUCAUAUUGAAUUCAGUUACUUUCUUCUCCAGGAAGGCUGCAGCCCCAGGGACCCUCUGAGUUCUGCCCACCUGGACUGUUGGGGGCGGGAAGGACCUCAGCCAACCCCAGGAUGUCAUUUGCAUUUGGGAAUUUUUCAUGUUAUCUAUUUAUGAAUAUAUAUAUCUUUAUAUCAAAUCUAUUUUUUAAAACGUGGAAAAGUUGCCUUUAUGGAAACAGCAGAGCCAGACUGUACACAUUCCUAAACCAUUAAACAGUUUCCUCUAAUGAGUUAACAGCA